Echinostoma caproni is the source of this 219-nucleotide messenger RNA. The record is from the annotation of a GenBank genome assembly. NCBI's taxonomy places the organism in Eukaryota, Metazoa, Platyhelminthes, Trematoda, Plagiorchiida, Echinostomatidae.
AUGGUUCCACGCCGUUCAAUUUAUGUGAUGCGCGGGGCUUCGCGCUACCUUAUGACGCAUGCAAUUUUAUCGAACCACGAGGUCAGUCAACUGUACGAAAAGCUUUCGAACCCAGUCUAUGCGGCUAUACGUAGCCGUCGAAUCUCUGUGAUUUGUCGCACUCGGGCCACGGAUAAUCUGAUCGAUUUAACAAAGCCGGAGACAGUUAAAUCCCCGUAA